Lindgomyces ingoldianus is the source of this 1647-nucleotide messenger RNA. RefSeq names its product putative alpha-galactosidase A. The transcript has a single exon. The record is from RefSeq and is a predicted model, not a curated record. Gene Ontology annotation, biological process: carbohydrate metabolic process. Lineage: Eukaryota; Fungi; Ascomycota; Dothideomycetes; Pleosporales; Lindgomycetaceae. Gene Ontology annotation, molecular function: hydrolase activity, hydrolyzing O-glycosyl compounds. Bases 1 to 1647 code for a protein of 548 amino acids.
AUGGCAACUCUUACAUCCCUCCUCCUUACCGCGCUUGCGGUGUCAGUAUCCGCAACAGUUGAAAACCCAAAGACUCAACCGACACCUCCCAUGGGCUUCAACAAUUGGGCACGCUUCAUGUGCAAUCUCAAUGAAACUCUCUUUGUCAAAACUGCAGAUGCAAUGGUAUCCAAAGGCCUCCUUGCCGCAGGCUACGACAACAUAAAUUUGGAUGACUGUUGGCUACUCCGUGAACGUAACGCAAAGAAAGAGCUGCAAUGGGACCCUGAACUAUUCCCACACGGCAUACCUUGGCUAGCAGACUACUUGCACACCCGCGGCUUCAAGUUUGGUAUCUACGAGAACGCCGGCAAUAUGACCUGUGGCUGGUACCCUGGAUCCCAAGACCACGAAGAAAUCGACGCCAAAACAUUCGAGAGCUGGGGAGUCGACUAUCUCAAGCUUGACGGUUGCCACAUGGACCUCCAAAAGGGGCGAUCGUAUUACGAGGAAUUCGAAUACCGAUACAAACUCUGGCAUAAAGUCAUGGGGAAUCUCAAGAAACCUUUCAUCUUCUCGCAAUCAGCACCUGCGUACUUCUCGCCGAACUUUCAUUUGGAUAAGAAUAAUACAGAUUGGUAUCGCACAAUGGAGUAUGUGCGCAAGAAUGGAGAGCUUGCACGGCACUCCGACGACAUCAAGGUCUACAGCACGCUCGCUAACCAGACCUUCGAGCCUGGCGGUCAUUGGGAUAGUAUGAUGAAUAAUUACGGCAUGGAAGUGCGACUUGCACGCUACCAGUCGUGCGGUUUCUACAACGACCCCGAUUUUCUGACUAUCGAUUGGCCAGAUCUAUCCAUGGAUGAGAAGAAAACUCAUUUCGCACUUUGGAGUUCCUUCUCCGCGCCUUUGAUCUUGAGCGCCUGGAUCCCAGAUUUAAAGAAGGAGGACAUCGAGUAUCUGACGAACAAGGAUAUCAUAGCGGUGGAUCAGGAUGCGCUAUGCGAACAGGCAACACUAGUGAGCCAGGAUGGCGACAUCGAUGUUUUAACAAAAAACUUGGCGAAUGGGGAUCGGCUGCUCACAGUCUUGAAUAGAAGUGACAAGACAAAGAGCACGACGAUCUCCCUCACGCGCCUCGGCCUCGAUAGUAGUGGAUUCUACAAAGCGAAGGAUCUCUGGACCGGCAAAACAAGUAGCGUGAAGAAGGCCAUAGAAGUUAAGCUUCGCACACAUCAAACGACUAUCUUGCGCAUCUCUACUUCUGAAGGCAAGAACAAUCUGACCAUUACUCCCACCGGCCAGAUCUUCAACACCUUCUCUCUAAACUGUCUGACGGAAUCUACUUCCCACAGCUCGUCGUCCGUCAAGUUCACGGGAUGCAAUGCGGCGGAUGAGCAAGUCUGGCAAAUUGCUUCGACGGGGCUUGUCAGUCCUUUAUCGUCGAACAAGUGUUUGAGUGUUGAUGAUGGCAAGGUGUCGUUGGAACGAUGUUCGGAGAAAGAUAAGAGUCAGGUGUGGAGUUAUGGCGUUAGUGGUAAUCUGGUAAAUGGUGCCAAGGGACUUUGCCUGGAAGAAGGUAGUAAGAGUGCUGUAGCAAAGAAGUGUGGUUAUGAUUUGGAUAGCCAGGUGUUUGCGCUACCUGGAGGUGUAAAGUUGGAGAACUGA